This is a messenger RNA of Meleagris gallopavo (turkey), 7548 nucleotides long. Lineage: Eukaryota; Metazoa; Chordata; Aves; Galliformes; Phasianidae. The record is from RefSeq and is a predicted model, not a curated record.
GGGGGCGCGGAUCCGCGGAUCCCUCCGCCCUUCUAGUCACGGAACCGGGCCGAACCAGCCCGUAAACCGUGACACCUUCUUUUCAUCACAUCCAGACAAGAUCAAGGGUUACUUAUAUAGCACAAUAAUACCAGCCACAGGCUGCGUCAGAUGCUCGCCAGCCAUAAUAACUAAAGACAUGUAUACGUAUAGUUGAGCCAUUAAGGAGAAAACCCUGACAGAAUGCAUUAUCUUAUUUUUGGAUACAAAACUUUGAAGCAUAAAGCUAAGCUUCAUAAUACAGGAAAAUAACUGUCAGAGGAUGGAAGGAUUUCCAUAGCUGAGCUAAGCAAUGGGCCAUCCAGGCUACCUUCAAAGCUGCUGCAGUAGCCACAAUGGGACACUACAGACAGCGUAACUGAAGUCAAGACAGAUAUUUACGUGACAAGUUUUGGCCCCGUCUCAGACACAGACAUGGAAUACACCAUUGAUGUCUUUUUCCGGCAAUCCUGGAGAGAUGAGAGGCUGAAGUUCGACGGUCCCAUGAAGAUCCUUCCUCUGAACAACCUGCUGGCAAGCAAGAUCUGGACUCCUGAUACCUUCUUCCACAAUGGGAAGAAAUCUGUUGCCCAUAACAUGACAACACCCAACAAGCUGCUGCGCCUGGUAGAUAAUGGCACGCUCCUGUACACAAUGAGGCUAACCAUUCAUGCAGAGUGCCCCAUGCACCUGGAGGACUUCCCAAUGGAUGUGCACGCAUGCCCGCUGAAAUUUGGGAGCUAUGCCUACACAAAAACAGAGGUAAUCUACACCUGGACCCUGGGGAAGGAUAAAUCCGUGGAAGUAGCAAAGGGUGGAUCUCGCCUGAACCAGUAUGACCUGCUGGGCCAUGUUGUUGGGACAGAGAUGGUUCGAUCCAGCACAGGGGAGUAUGUUGUCAUGACCACGCACUUUCACCUCAAGAGGAAGAUCGGGUACUUCGUCAUCCAGACCUACCUGCCCUGCAUCAUGACUGUAAUCCUGUCCCAGGUCUCCUUCUGGCUGAACAGGGAGUCCGUCCCCGCCAGAACAGUUUUUGGUGUCACCACUGUGCUCACCAUGACCACGCUAAGCAUCAGCGCAAGAAACUCGUUACCUAAAGUGGCGUACGCGACGGCCAUGGACUGGUUCAUAGCCGUCUGUUAUGCCUUUGUGUUUUCUGCGCUGAUUGAAUUUGCCACUGUCAACUACUUCACUAAGCGCAGCUGGGCUUGGGAUGGCAAGAAGGUGCUGGAGGCCCAGGAGAUGAAGAAAAAAGAGCCAGUGGCAUUAGCGAAGAAAACCAACAACACCUACAACAUAGUUGGCACCACAUAUCCCCUCAACAUUGCCAAGGACCCUGGCCUGCCCACCAUCUCCAAGAGUGCUGCUGCCACCGCUACUGCCACCAACGUACCCCCCAAGAUGCCCCGCUUAGAGGAGAAGUUCCCAGACAGUAAGAAGACGUACAACAGCGUCAGCAAGGUAGACAAGAUGUCCCGCAUCGUCUUUCCAGUCCUCUUUGCCAUUUUCAACUUGGUCUACUGGGCCACCUACGUAAACCGGGAGUCAGCUAUCAAAGGAAUGAUCCCCAAACAAUAAAACCAAUCAAACAAACCUUCCAUCAGUGAGCACCAUCCAGGCAGGAAAUCUCCAGGGCUUUCUUUUUUUUCCUGUUUUGUUUAAUUAUUAUUGCUCAUUUGAAAUUAAUACUAUUAUUACUAUUAGACCGUUCUUUUAUAAUGUAAACAAAACUGUGAUUUUAAUUUAACCCUGUAUAUGUCUAUUUUUGUUUUACUUUGAUGAUAAAAGGAAAGGAAAAGGAUCAUAACAAGUUGUGCCUCUGACAUCGUGAGUCUGAUGUCCCCCAUCCGUCCAAGUCACCCUGUGCUUCCAUCUCUCCCCCUUCCUGCCAUCUGCAUGAUCUGCACAACAUUGCCAUCCCAUGCUCCACUCCACUUGGGGCUGCUACUAUUACCUCCCUCCUCCUCUUCUGUGAUGGACUGCCCUAGCGUGGUGGAUUCUCCUGGUGGCUUGGACUCAAGGACAUGGAAGCCUCCGGAGGCAGUCUGCUGGGCUGCUUUUUGGUGCCCAGGGGAUCAGCAGAACCAUGGCAAGGGUAGAACAGUGUGAUAGAAUCUUGUAGUUACCUACAGGGCUUCCUCUUUUCUGUCACCACCAAACGCAGCUGCUGGUUUCCUCCAUGUCUCUUCCCAGAUGAGAACAGGUGAGAAAGGUCUUGUCCAUUGGACAUUCAAUAUUCUUGGGGCAAUCCAUGUUAGAGGAUGAGAUGUUUUCUGCCAGAGAAAUAAUUUUUCUCAGAGUCAGUCAGCAACUCUGAUGCCUUGGACAGGAUACAAUAGCUUUGAGGCCACAUGCGUUCAGCCCUGGGACUGGAAGCCAUAGAGAUCAUGUUCAGAUGGGUGAUUUAUCACUUUCUCUCUGUCCACUUCCCCUUCUUGGCAUCUCCUGGCAUCCCCAUUCAUCUUCCUUUGGUUAUUCAGCAACCCUCAGCAAUAUCUCACUGUUUGAAGGGGGAUUUAGACAUAGAAGCCCAUGCCUUUCAGGAGAGCCUCACCAACAGAGAGGAGCACAGCUGUGGCGUGUCCCAUGGUACAUUCUUCUCUAUGCCCUAGAGCAGCAGCAGUGCUGAUUCAGGCCCUUUCCUUCCCUGGUGCACCAUGAGUCACUUUGCCAUCUGUGGGAGAUGAGGCUGGAGGCUGCAGUUGAUCCCCAAGAACCUACCUGUCCCCCAUGAAUGCAGCUGAGCAUCUUCACUACCCAGGGAAGACAGCAGAAGGGGCCCUUUGAAACAGCAGAGUGAUAUUGCUGUCCCAGAGAGAUGUGUGAGUCAGGUGCCAUCCCACAAAGCCACUGAGACGAGACCCAGCUCUAACACCUGCAAACUCUUCCAAGAAAAGCCCUCUAGUACUUUCUGCCCUUCUGACCGCUCCCCUGAUCUGCUCCCAGCACAUUUUGGAUCCAUGCAGUCUGCCUAGGGACUUGGAACCCCAGGUUGAUGUCUUCAGCAUUGCUUUGAGCCUCUGCACCUAGCUCAGUUCUCCAUCUGGUGCAUGAGCAGGGCUCACCCCACCUGGAAUAUCCAUGGGGACAGUGCAGGGCAGAGCAGGAUGCUUUGUCCUGCGGUGUGUGUGGCAUUGGUGGUGUCCUGCCUGUCCCUUACCUCUCUUGCUGGCUCAACAGCAGUGCAUGAGGAGAGGAACUCAGAGUCAUUUGGUUCAGCCCCUGGCAUGGUCCAUCCAUGAGCACAUCCCCACCAGCAGACAGCACGGGGUGAGAGAUGGCACAUUCCCAAAGCAGAUGCUGAGGAAACCGCCUCUAUCCUCAGCAUCCACACCCCAAGCUGCCCAUGAACAUUUCUACAGUGCCUUUCAUUCCCAAGGGCUGUGAGGAGGGAAAAGCCCCAGCAUCAGGUUGGAGGAGUGGAGGGACAGUGCACCAUCCCCAGCUCUUCUGCUGGACAGGGGUACAGCCAUGUUGUUUUCAAGCCACCUGAGCACUGCUCCACACCCAUUGCUCCCCCAAGACCCUCCUGUUCUCCCCAUGCCAACACCAUCCCUUCCAGCAGCGAGUACCACUGCUGCUGCCCUCCGUCUCCUGGGCUCCCCAGCAGUCACUGCUGCACUAACUGCCGUGAGGCUGUUUGGUUUGUACUUGGAUGUCAUUUUCUUAAAUAAGCUAGAUGAAGUGUAUCUCAUAAAACAUUCAUGUCACUAUAAUACUCAGGCCUAAGUGAAUGAAAUAGAAACCCUAUAAAAAGCAAAACAAACACAAUAAAAUGGUGACAAAGAGUAUACUGUGUUUACUAAUGGAAUUAUGUCAAAGGCAAGCCUAAAUAUGAGAUCCAGUGACUUGAGUCUCCUCCCUGGUCCCCUCUGCUUCCCAGGCAUUCCCCAGAAUCCCCUCUGCCUGAGGGUGAUCCCGCCUGGCUCAUUGCACUGUCAGGUGCACUUCUCCACUUCUUCCCUCCAGUUGCCCGAGGCUCUCAUUCCUCCCCAGGAUGCUGCCCUCCAGUGCCACCCACCUGCUGGCCUGCCUUUGCUCUCCUGACUCUGAAAACUUUGCUCUCUGCUGGGUAAAAGCUCCCUCCCUGGAUCAGUGUGAACGCGCCUUGAAAGCCAAGUCUGUUCCCACCACAGCCUGGCACUGGUGCUGAGUCUUCCUGCCAACUGGAAGCAGAAGUAUCGGCAUCCUUUGGUUAAAGACAACAAACCAAACAGGAUUUGUAGUUUGGCUUCCAAGCAGGGAAGCAUUUCAGGAAGAUAGUUAUAAAUAAGUGGUUUAGCAUCUCCUGCCAGCAGACAUCACAGAGAAGAUAAUGUUCUUUUUUUAAAAUCUGUCAGAGGCUCAAAUUGGGAUGUUUCCCUCCCAGCUAACACGAAGCUGCUGAUGGGCCCUUUUUCUACAGAGCAAGCCCAGCACCAGCUACUGGGGUUGGAUCCUCAUUAUGGCAGCAGCUAAGGACUCUGCUUUCAUAACUGGGGCUGUGCAGAAAUGGACCUGCGUACAGCCACCGAUAGUUCGCUCCACAGAAAGCCAGUUGUGCACAGUGGGCUCCGCGUGUCACUUCAAUGCUCCAAUAUUUAUUUUCUUUUUGCAAGACCCAAAGCCCUCUGACUUGAGGAUAGUCUCCCAGGAAGGAAUUAGAAGUCCAUACAAGUGACCAAAAUGAUCUGUUAUUCUGCACCCCUGUUCUGCAGCCUUAGACAAUGCAGUUCCAACGUGCAGCUACAUUCCUCCUCAAAAUGGCAGGUGGAUGUCUUGGCACUGACAUCCUGACUGACCUUGCCUCUUCCCUGCUCUGAAACCACAUGUAGGCACAAUCAAUGUGGUUUUGGAGUGCUCUGUGCUCAGGAAGGCAGGGGCUGGCUGGGCUGAGGCCAUCCAGGCAGGCAGGAGAGGCAGUGCAUGCUGUUUGUGGUGCAGGAGGGAGGGGAGAAGUAGUCACCGGUGCCAUUCACUAUAAAGGGCUGAUAGAGAUACCCCCAUAUGACUGCUCUGAAAAUCUUGAACAUCACCAAGCAGGACUGUGACACUUGAGUGCUCCCCAUGCACCAACUCAAUGUGAGCAAAGACAGUUCCACCACUCUCUAAGUUGUACAGAAAGUGUUGAGGCCAACACAGUUCAUCUUCUCCUGACCUCCACCAGCUUGGUGCCACUGGUGAGGACCCAGUUCAUUCGUUGUAGGACCUUGUCAGUAUGAGCAGACCCCAUGCUUGCUGUUCCCAAACACAAGCCAUGUAACCCCUUUGUGCAUGCCAGGUGCUUGGGACAGUGGGCAGCCAGUGUGUGGCCAUAGGAAAGGUCCAUUGCAGCCGGACAACCCUUGCUGCAGUCCUCUUCCCUAAAUGGUGUGUCUCUCUUGAACCCACCCGAUCCAGUAUCUACACGGGCUUUGCAGCCCUGAGAGAGACAUUUCCCUGCCUCCUUGGUGGUGGGGAGGGCUCAGCCAGGGGGAGAGGCAUAUUCAUGAAAAUGUAAAUGCUCUAUUAAUGCUGAUGUAGGGGAAAAAACAUUGAACAGUUCACUAAGCUUCUCUCUGAAUCAAGCUAAACUACCCCAAAGGCAUUUUUGGCUAGAUGCCACAGCACAGAUGGGAUUGAUGGCUUCAAGGUAUAAAUAUUUACUGUUUGACCUUGUUGUUGUUCAGUCAGCCAAGGUUUUUUUUACAUAUAUAUAUGUGCGUGUGUGUGUAUAGUUAUGCUCACAAACUCUUUAUAUCUAAAAGUCACACUUCUUUCUUUUUGGGAAGGAAAACUGCCACUUUAAAUUGUUUUACUUUACUCUCAUUCUCUUUGCUAAAUCUUCUGUAAAGAGAUUCAUCUGUCUCUGCAGAUCUUCUGAUGGCUUCGGGAGGCAGAGGGAGUGAGGGAAGCAAGGCAGGAGAACCUCUGCACUCCCAGCCCUUAAUGGAGACAUGCUAGCUGAGACCAAGGUCACUGCUGGCAGUAUUGCUCACACCUUUUGGGAAAUCUUAGUGCUGCAUGUCACAAUUUCUCUAACACAACGUUUUUAUUCCUGCCCCUGACGCUAGGGAGCACUCAGGAAGGCAGCACAGCUUUUUCAGCAGAUGAAUGCCAUGAGCCUUUAGCUCUCCCACAACAGCACAACCCGGGUGCAUGCAGCUGAGGUGCUGCAGCAAGGGGCUGCAGACCGAGCCUGCUUUGGGAGGGAGCACAAAGCCUGGCUGGAUCCAUUUUUGUCAUGCCCAUGGCCAAAGGAAUGCUGCAGGUAAGAGAAGCACCUGAGCUUUUAAGAUCCUGGCCACGUGAGCCAGGAUGCUCUCACUGUCUUCGAAGGCUCUUAGCUCUUCACUGCUGCCUGAAGGUCCUGUCAGCUUGCUAAGCCCAUUGGCUCACAUUACAUUGCUGGCAGCACUGUUUCAUCUGAAAAGUCUGUUGCUUCCUCCUGUCUUUUUGCAGGGAACCAGCAAACAUAAAGGCAAUCAUAUACUGAACAAUUUGAUUUUGCAACCACAAAAGUAGUAAGAGUAGAGUUGGGAAACCUCAGUCACUAUCAGGUUGCCUUCACCAAGCUGUCAUUGGAGUUGAAAAAUUCCUCUUGGUUGGCACAGGGCAGGUUCUGAGCCCACCAAAUCUGGGGGUUGCCACAAGUACCCCCACAUUCUAGAAUUUCAUCUAGAACACUGAGACACCCACAGGCCAAUGUCCUCUCUGAAGGUGAGAUACCUGCUGCUUAUUAGCUGAAGCCUUUGUGUCCGCUGCUAGGAACGUUGUAUUAGCAUCACACUAGGGCAGCCCAUUGAAAGAAGGAGCCCAUCGCAACAAAAUGCCAGAGGGUAUGCUCAUUUUCCCUGCCUCAGGUUGAAUCCAUGCUCCUGCUAUGUCUUUUGUUUUGUUUUCCAUCUUGUGAGACUCUUCUUAUUUCACUAUGAGAAAGAAUCUAGCUGGCAGCAGAUUAAUGCAUGACAAUCCUGUUAUUACAGCUGUAAAUAAUUAACAACUAGAAAAAAAAACAACUAACAUUUUAAAAUCUUUUGUUGACUUUCUUUUCUCUAUUUACUAUCUGGUAGCCACUUUCUUAAGGGAUUUCUCAUGGAAACUGUGACUUUCCUCUUUCACUCUGUUUUCCCUUUCUUUUUCUCUCUUUCUCUCUCUCUGAGGUUUAUGUUUCAAAUGCUUUUUGGUGCAAUGUUCAAUGCCUGUUUGUAUUUUUGAACCGUAUUUUUCAACCUUUGCUGGAAAAAACAAUAUAUUGCCCAUUCUAAUGAGCAGGAUUUUGAGUCCUGCAAUUUUUUUCAGCUUUUAGCUUUUUCAGCAAGUUAAAGCAACAGAAAAAUGUCUCAAAAAUUACAGUGAAGUUCUGAAGAGAGAUUAGAAAAAGUCAGAAGCAAGAGCUAUGUGAAUGACAUCAACAGGCUGAGUGGAUGAGGAGGACUCUUCUGACCACCUAUUGAAUUCCUGACCUAACAGUAAGGCAGGACCUUUCCACUGUAUGAAUUCACUCCGCUUUUCCACUCUACCCACUCUCUUGAACUCUGAUCAACAAAUAAAAAUUCAUAUUUUAAA